UAACCGGUUUAAAGCAAUAAAAACUAGAUUCUUCCUAAUAUGUCGAUGUCUAUAUUUACGUGGCAUACCAACAGCCCGGCCGGCCGUUUCGUCGCUCGUCGAAUAAACCGGUUUAUUUUGGUUACAAUACAAUAAAGUUCUUAAAACGUUCGCGUUCUUGUAAAAGUUCAGAGGAAAACCGAUAUACUUAAACCGAUAUUUACCGGUAUUUUAUAAACCGGUUCCGAGCCUUGUGAUUUAGCCAUACAGCUUCUAUGUAGUGCUACAAUAACCAGCCCUAUUCAGUGUUACAGAACAACACAACAAUGGUUGCCGUAACGGCGCUUGUGCCUAGGUACUAUUUUUCCUUUCAGCCCACUUAGGUAAUCCGUGAAACAAUGGUAAUGUGUUUAAGCCCUAAAACACUUGGACUAUGACUACUAUUUCAAAGAAACAAACGCCGUCAUGCGAACUAGUUGGCUCUGAAAAUAAAUAUUCUAAUAAAAAGGAAAAUAAUUAAUUUUAAUAUUAAAUCGUAUCGGAAACGUCAAUAUGAAAGUGGCAGUGAUAUUUAUCAUUGUUGCCCCUGGCCUGAGCUUGCAGCACCGACACAGUGACAGUGGCAGCAGCGAGAUAGAUGACUCACGACAGUCCCAAGAAUACGACUCCGAACAGUCCCCCUACUCUUAUCGCACUGACAAACGCAAACAGAAAACGCGAUACGAAGUCCAACCAGGUUCAGCCGAACUGGAAUCCUCCAACAAAAAAUAUAUCAAGCACUCUUCAAAACAUUCCCGUCGACGUUCCAAAAAGCACACAAAAGAUGAAAAUUGCGAUAGCAAUGAGGGCGAUCAGCCAGAAACUAACCACGCCGAACAGUCAGGACUGGGUCCUGGAAAUUUAGUGUUUGUGCCAUACCCUUACCCUUUAGUGGUUCCACCACCAGUACCGGUGGUACCUGACCCAACUACUACUCUCACUGUUUCUACAACUUCCACGGCUCCAUCAAUAAUCCCCGAUACUAGGACAUUAAAUAACCAGAAAAUUACAGAAAUCGCAGAUAAAGAAAGUUAUUGGGAUCUGCUACGAACCUUAAAACGUAGACAGGAAUUGCCUUACGGCAGAAAUGAUGCUAGGCCUAUGAGACGAUUUUUAUUAGAUCGACUGCUUUCGCAUGUGAGGAAUGUGAAAGAUAUCAACUCUGUAUAGCAUAAACUUCAAAAUCACAAGAAUGAAACAUGCCUAUAGGAAAUAAUGUAACUGAGAAGAGAAGCCGCCGUGAAGAAACGAUCGAACUGACCUAUACAUUGCGAAUAUUAAAAAAAAGAUGUUCCGACUAAUUUAGCAUUACUAGGUACCUAACGUACCGUGCUUUCUGCAGUAUUUGUAGAAACUAUACACACCAAUGAAAGAAUUCCUAUUACAUUUAAUACGUUUUAUAACUA
Molecule: messenger RNA, 1424 nt
Organism: Cydia pomonella (codling moth)
Lineage: Eukaryota; Metazoa; Arthropoda; Insecta; Lepidoptera; Tortricidae
Exons: 2
Coding region: 532-1188 (218 amino acids)
Source: RefSeq, a predicted model, not a curated record